Prorocentrum cordatum is the source of this 3387-nucleotide messenger RNA. The record is from the annotation of a GenBank genome assembly. Lineage: Eukaryota; Dinophyceae; Prorocentrales; Prorocentraceae.
AUGGGGAAGCAUGUGGCGGUGCGUGGCUACGUGUCUUGUCCUCAUGACGGUUGCCGCUACAAGUGGAAUUGGAAGCGGCACACGACAUGCUGGCAGUGCGAAGGGCAGUGGACUCCUCCAGGGGCGGCAGCCACGGCGGCCACCCUCGGCGACGGCAGUGCCAACCCGUUCGCUCCCUCGACCGACCAGCUGUUCGAGGCUUUGCUGCGCCGCGCCCCGCAGCAUGGCGAGCGCUUGGCGGCGCUCAAGAAGGAGUUUGAGGACGUUCCGCCGCCAGCUGCCGCCGCCCCAGUCAAGCCCAGCCUCGAGCGUGAGAGAGAGGCACAGCGGCUGGCAGCGGCUGCUCGCAAGGCCGAUGAAGCUCUUGCCAAGGCGAUCGCUCACGAGCAGGAAUGCACCGACUGGCUGGCACGGGCUCGGGCGGCUGUGGAGCAAGCUGCGCAAGAUGCAGCCGACGCCAGGCUGGCCCAUGAGCAGCAGUUGGAGCAAGACCUCCAGCGCCUCAAGAGUCGAGAGGGUGCCGCACGUGCCGCCGCUGCCGCCGAUCCCAAGCCCAAGCUCAACCUGUCCAGCUUUCUCGACGAGGGCGACGAGCUUGGGCAACUGUUCGAGUUCGAGGACGGCGAGGCCUUCGACUUCGCCGAUCUGGACUUGGCCAAGGAAGACAUCGAGGCUUGGCAGAAGCACAAGAUUUCGUUGGCCCAGGAGAUCAAGCAGGCGAUCAGUGCAGCGAUUGGCCCAGCAGCUGCUCAACUGGGUGCUCGCAGACAACAGUUCAAGGAGUUCAAGGCGAGGCAGCUGCUGAAGGUAAAGAUCGUGGUGAGGAGCAGCCUGCAGGUGGAGACCAGCCUGCUGCCCCUGCCGCAGGAGGCGGCGGCAAGCGAGGUGCCCCCGAAGGCUAAGGCGUCCCAGGAGCGAGUGCAGCGGGUGCUGGCAGAAGCCAGGGGCAACCCGCCCUCGUCGGCGACCUACGCUGACGCUGCCGUGGAUAUUUUGAGCACGCUGAAGCAGCACAAAUGGCAAGGUAUUGUUUCUCCAGCAUACCCCACGACCUACGUGAAGAAGGCAGGUGGCAUCGUUCUGGGUACCCGUCAGCAUCAUUGUUGGUCCUCUUAUCGCCACUUGUCGGACGACCCUGACAACGCGAUCGGUUUAGUUGACGCCAACAGCAAGCAGAAGUUAUCGGGGCCCUUGUCCUUCAAAGAUGUGGUGGCGGUCGAGUGGAAGAUCGCCAGAGUCCCGUUGCUAGUGAUUGGUGCUUAUUUGACUGUCUCAGUGGGGUUGGAAGCACCCAUCAAUGUCUCAAAGCUUCUCACUAUUUCGGCGCUGUUGGACAAUCAUGCGGGGCCUUGGAUCAUCAUGGGGGACUUCAACGCUACCCCCCUGGAGAUGGCCUCAUGGAUCCGUAAGUGGAAUGGGCAUUUUUAUCACCCACCUGGCAUCACCCACACGUCCACGAGGGGCAAGGGGCAGAGAAUCAUCGACUAUGCUGUGGCUUCUCAGGACUUCUCUACACUUUUUCAUGAUGCGAUCCAGUUGGAUGCUGAGGGUGGUGACCACUACGGCAUGAUUUUGGAGUUGAAUGUUUCUGCACAGCAGUCUGCACGUCGAGUCUUGGACCUACCGAAGAUGUUCCUGCCACCGCUACCCACCAAGCUAAAGGGUGACCCCAACAGCAAACGGUCGAGAAAGAAAUUGGAGUUGGAGCGACGACGGCAACAACGUGCUCUGGAACACUCGGAGGAUCUCGAGCAAGAACUUCCUGAACCCGAGUCUGAAGACGAGGAGUUUUUGGCGCAACCUCAGCAGGCCAGCUCGUGCACGAAAUACCCAGAGGAGGCUCGCAAGUUUCUACAUCGAGAUUUUUUCGGCUUCGACUCCGAGGCGCUUCAGCAGAUGUGGCAGUCGCAUAUUUAUGACCACAAGAUUUCUGAGGUCAAGCCUGUAGUUCAGGACUGCCACCCAGCCAAGUAUUUAGAGUGGAGAGUUGAAGAUCUGGAUGAGCUUUGGGCCACCAUUGACAACAACACUCUCCAGCACUGUGAGUGGACCUUACCGCCAGAUUGGAUGCAAGACAGCCUCUCGUAUAAGUAUGAUCCCGAGACUGCUAUCGAGCUGGGAUCAGACUACGGAAGAUUUACGUCCAUUUUUGAGAAUGUUCUGUGUCGUGUACUUGAGGCUCUCAUUACGAUGGGAGCAUCAGCGGAUAAGAUCGCAGCAGCCCUGGAGCGUAAGGCGGCCAAGGAGAGUUACAGCGCUUUUCAAUCGUGGAUUCGGGAUUCUUUUGCUCAAGGCUGUGGGAAGUUACAUCGGUACGUCAAGCCCAAGACGCGCGUCGAGACAGAGUACCGCGACUUGAAAGGAAGUUCCACGAGCCUCAAGGAUAUUUUGGUCCAGAAGAGUCAGCUUUGGCAACGCAAGUGGGCUUCCAAAAUUUUGCCAGUGCAAAGGUUGUUCCAACUCCUUCGACGGGCUCACGCUAAGGCAGCAGCACAACCCUGGCCAGCUCUGGAGCCUGAGCAGAUCGCCAUCACAGUCAAGCAGAUCAACUCCAGCAAGGCCGCAGGCAUCGAGCAACUGGGCGGUACCCUCAAGUAUUUACCUCCAGCUGGCAUUGCUCACUUGACGUGGUUUUUGAAUGAAUGCGAACGUCGAGGAGGCUGGCCUUGGCAGAUUCAGACAGCUAUUGUUGCUCUUUUGAGGAAAGGCGCUGACACUGAUCGCUCAAUUGGUCUUAUCCCAGAUUUGAUACGCUUGUGGAGUUCAGCCAGACAGAUUUUUCCUUCUGAAUGGGUCGAGCAGAUGGCUGGCAAGUGGGACAAUGCGAUCAGAGGCUCUUCCUGCUUGCGUGUCGGUCUUCUACGAGCCCUUUCUGACGAAGCCAUCCGCAUGGGGCCCAAGCACACCGUCUCGGCCAGUCUUCUGUGGGACAUCGACAAUUUCUACGACUCGUUAGAGUACGAGCGCCUGUUCGAGCAGGGCUUGGCCCUGGCGCUCACCAAGGCUGGGGUUCUCUUGGGCAGGCUCUGCAACAAGGCGCACUUGAGUAUCGCUAGCAAGAGCAAGAUCAUCGCGGGGGACCCUGAAUUAGCAAAGGACAUUGCGCGCAAGUUGGCAAAGCACAACAUUAAGAUCACUGUAGCACAGAAAGCAGUCGAUUUAGGCACUGACAGAGGUGCCUCGACACUCUUUUACAGCUGGAGCUUGGAGAUCAAGAUCCAGCAAUCUCGCAGGUAUUUAAGAUGCUCGACGGCUGGAUGGCCAUUCUUGCGUCAGGAGCUGAAGCGCGAGCCUUUGCAGCACGAGAUUGGUCGCAGCACGUGGCUAAGGCUAGAGAGAUUCCUAAGCAUCGAUGGCGCAGAAUCACAGGCCCCACUAGAGCUGUAG